Messenger RNA from Schistocerca cancellata (South American locust), 3744 nucleotides. Its product is annotated as zinc finger protein basonuclin-2-like. The coding region runs from base 240 to 3296 and encodes 1018 amino acids. Gene Ontology annotation, biological process: regulation of DNA-templated transcription. Gene Ontology annotation, cellular component: nucleus. Lineage: Eukaryota; Metazoa; Arthropoda; Insecta; Orthoptera; Acrididae. The record is from RefSeq and is a predicted model, not a curated record. The transcript has 7 exons.
CUGCAGCACGCGCGUCGGCACCGCUCGAGCGUAGCGCGGGCGACAGCCACCCGGCCCGCACUGUCACCCCGACCAUCUAGCGCCCUGCCGACGCCCGGGAGGAGAUUGCCAUCAGAGCGCCAGGGGACACCUCCUUACUGACAGCCAUGCAGCCGAGCGGGGAAGAGUUAUGACAAUCACAGAGACAGCUGGAGGCACUGUUUGGGCUCAGUGACCGCUGGUUUCCGAUGUAUCCCGCGAUGUCGCCGAUGGGUACAAGUGACGACGCGACCCUGCGGCGCAUGCGCACUGCCCACGACCAAUCAGCGCUCAAGUCGGCGCCCAGCGGCCUCAUGAUGGAAGUGGCCAUCCGUUGCACCGUGCCCAGCUGCUCCUGCGAGUGCUUCAGUCCUGGGAAGAGCAACGUCCGAUACUGCGACGGCUGCAACCACAGCUGGGUGCCGCAUGCGCUGGACAAGCUGGGCGGCCAGACGACGGUGCAGGCGAAUGCCGCCUUCGACAUCGCGAGCCUCGUGCUGUACGGCUGCCAGGCGCUGCCCAUCAGGCUCAAGAUCCUGCUGGACAGGCUCUUCUCCGUGCUGCGCCGCGACGAGCUGCUGCACGUGCUCGCCGGCUUCGGCUGGUCGCUGGACGACUACGCCCGCGGCUACAUCCUGCAGCUGUCGGACGGCACGCCGCUGGAGCGGUGGCACAUGUGCGCGGCGGACGAGGAGCCGCUGGUGGUGCGGCAGUUCCUGCGCUUCAGCGAGACGCGCGCGCUGGCGCUGCAGCUGCUGGCCGCCGACGUGCGCCGCGCGCUCGCCUCGCCGCCGCCCGUCGUGCUGCCGCCGCCCUCGCCGCCCAUGACGCCGCCCCACCUGCCGCAGCAGCACCACGCCAACAACCAACACCACCACCACCACCACCACGGUAGCCACCACCACCACCACCAGCACCAACACCAACACCAGCAGCAGCAGCAGCUGGCCGCGUCCGGCGCCAGUCGGGCGCCGCCGCCGGCCGCCGCCUCCAGCGCCAACGGCAAGGCGCCGUCGCCCUCCGACUGGAGCGGCGCCAAGCAGCCGACGGCGGAGGCGAACGGCGGCCCGAUGAACCUCAGCACGGGCGGGCGCGCCGCCGCCAAGCCCGCGGGCCCGCCGCCUUACUCGGCGGUCGCCCCACUACCUGCCAGCGGACGCGCCGCCCCCAACGGCGGCCGCAAGUACACCGUGGCCGACAUCCUCAACGGCGGCUGCUCCGAGGAGCGCUCCCCGCUGGCGCACAGCGCGCUCAACCUCAGCCGCGACGCGCUGGACGGCCUCAGGAUGCGCCCGGCGCCGCCCAAGCCGCCUCCGCCGCCCCCGCCGCCGCUGACGCCGCAGCAGCAACAUCAUCAGCAGCAGCAGCACCAACAGCAGCAACUGCCACCUCAGCUGCCGGCUGCGGCGGCCACCUCGACGCCGCUCAAGCGCCAGUGGCGCUCCGGCUCGUGCGACCUGCCCAUCAACCUGGGCACACAGAUCGUCAACCCCACCACAGGCAAGAAGCGCGUCCAGUGUAACGUCUGUUUCAAGACCUUCUGCGAUAAGGGCGCUCUCAAGAUACACUUCUCCGCCGUCCACCUGCGGGAGAUGCACAAGUGCACCGUGGAGGGCUGCAGCAUGAUGUUCAGCUCGCGGAGGUCGCGCAACCGGCACAGCGCCAACCCCAACCCCAAGCUGCACUCGCCGUACCUGCGGCGCAAGAUGUCGCCGCACGACGGGCGGUCUGCGCAGGCGCGCCAGAUGCUGCUGCCGCCACCCGCCGCCGCCGCAGCCGCCGCCGCCGCCGCCGCGGCCGCCGCCGGCGACCCGCUGGCGCUGUCCUCGGCCCUGGGUUCGCUGCCCUUCCCACCCUUCCCGCUGCUCAUGCCGCCUCCGCACCUGCUCAAGCACGGACUCGACAUGAGGUUCAGCGAGGAAUGCCGCCAGGAACAGUGGAACAGUGUGAGCCUGGCAAGGCCUGCGGAGGACAACGCGGCGUCGAGCAGCAGCAGCCGACCCACCGAGGAGGACGACAUGUUCGACGACGACGACUACGGCAUCGUCGUCGACGGAGACAUGGACGACGACGAGAUGGAAGAACGCGACGAAACUGACGACCAUUCUUCGAAGAACGACGAGGCGGAAGACGCUAGCGUGACCGACUCGCAGGCCAGUGGGGCGCAGCUCAGCACCGAGACCAAGACUGACGAAGAGGUGCAGAGCAACCCGGAAGGCGGCGACGCCCCUCUGGAGCCGGCCGACGGCGCCGGCCUCAAGCAGGAGCAGGCCGCGGACGGCGUCUCGUCCCCGAAGAGUUCUCGCAAGAGGAAGAACAGAAAUCCGACGCGCUUCAUGGUGUCGAAUCACAAAGAAGGUACGACGUCGGCGGAGGACGGGUCAGUGUGUGACGAAACGUACGACUCGGCUGCUUGUAAUGAGGAGAGGAGUGACAACGGAAGACUGACGGCGCAGGUGAAAACGGAGCCGAUGGAAGAGGACGAGAAGGUAAACGCGAAAGAAGACUGGCAAGGAAGACAGGAGAGUGAAGACGCGGCGCACUGUGAGGGUGCCAGGAGUGACAAUGCCGACUGCGAGUCCAGCAGGAUAGGUCCUGACGAACAGUGUUGGGAGAAAAAGGAAGAAACCGCGAGCGUGAAAUUAGAGCCCGACUACCAGUCUGCCUCCUGCGGGAGUAUCAAGCGGGAGUUCUCCGACCAGAUGGCGGCAGCGGCGGACCAGGCUGCCGGUGGGUACUACUACCAGCGCCACCAGUCCGCCGACUCCUCAUUCAGCGUGGGCAGCGCGCUGCAGCAGCUGGAGUGCCUCUCGCAGCGGCAGUUCAGCGGCCUCCAGUACCCCCAGCACGGCGCUGGCCAGCAGAGCCCCGCGUCGGCGGCGCCAUCCACCAGCCCCUCCGGCUCGUCCAAGGACUCGAGCGGCGGUUGUGACGACUGCUGCUUGCCCGAGGUGGACCCGGAGAACCCGCGGCGCUGCCCCGUCUGCGGCGAUGUGCUGGCCGACGUGUUCGCAGUGCGCGCGCACAUGCAGAGCGCGCACAUGCGGCUGGUGCACGCGUGCAGCUUCCAGGGCUGCAAGGCGGCCUUCCCGUCGCGCCGCAGCCGCGACCGCCACAGCGACAACCUGCGCAUGCACCGCCGCCUGCUGUCGGCGCCGCACUCGGACGCCGCGUCCGCCGCCGCCGCCGCCGCGCUCUUCGCCGACAUGAUGGCCUACAGCGAUGCCGCCAGUGAGGCGUUCGCCAAGCAGUGCCAGCCCAGAUCUGUCGACAUGUGAACUGGAACUGGUCCGAGGUGCUCCAGAGCCGGUGCUGCCUCACUACUUCCCCAGUCCUCCCCCAGGUCUGUCGACAUGUGAACUGGAACUGGUCCGAGGUGCUCCAGAGCCGGUGCUGCCUCACUACUUCCUGAGUCCUCCCCCAGGUCUGUCGACAUGUGAACUGAAACUGGUCCGAGGUGCUCCAGAGCCGACGCUGCCUCACUAGUUCCCCAGUCCUCCUACUGUGCCGCUUUGUAGAAACCGUCGAAUCACCUCGAACGAGUAAUCCAAUAAACACUACUUUUCUCGCUUCCCUGUCAGUGCCGCGCUACCCGCUCAUAAGCGUACUAAAGCCUAGCCAUAGUACUGCUCUCUGAAAUGAGGUCAGAAGACACGCGUGAAGUCGCUAGGCACGCGUUCCCCAAUCAGUGCCACCACAAGCGUUUCGACAUGUGAACUGACCCGA